Micromonas commoda is the source of this 1278-nucleotide messenger RNA. RefSeq lists its product with no specific name. NCBI's taxonomy places the organism in Eukaryota, Viridiplantae, Chlorophyta, Mamiellophyceae, Mamiellales, Mamiellaceae. The transcript has a single exon. Bases 1 to 1278 code for a protein of 425 amino acids. The record is from RefSeq and is a predicted model, not a curated record.
AUGGCGCCCUUCAACGAGGACGCGCCCCUUCUCGACGCGAAGGCGUCCGGCGCGGAGCGCGCAUUCAUCGGCGUCCCCGUCUCCUCAGGCGGCCGCUCGAACCACUCGCGGAUCGCGAGCGUCGCGCGCGCGGUGCUCGUGGCCGCGAUCGCGUGCACCUGCGUCGCGGCCGGCGCGAACCACGUGCUUCACAGGAUAUCGUUCGAGCCCCACGCCAACGGGAUCAAGUCCUUCCUGGGAUGGGCCCCCGACGGCCUCGACGUGCCCCUCAACCCGCCGGAGGUGACCCUCCUCGCCGCCUGCCACCUCGUCCCCGAGCGCGUGCCCGCGUUCCGCACCGCGAUCAACUCGUGGAUCAAGGCUGCGCACGACGAGAACGGGCUGAAGAGGUCCUUCGAUAAGGUGAUCCUCGUCGACUGGUCCUCCGAGGCGGACCUCUGGGGCGAGACCGCGAAAGCGUGGGGCGGCGCCGGGAUUCCAACCCCGCUCUCCUUCUACAAGGUGUACGGAACCAACGGCGAACCGCUCAAGUGGCAGCUCGCCAAGGCGGUCAACUUCGGCCUCUCCAAGGUGACCACCGACACCGUCCUCAAGGUUGACUGCGAUACCUACGUCGAGCGCGGCUUGCUCGAGCUCAACCCCCUCCAGAACCACGCCGGCGACCGCAAGAUCUUUCGGUACGGCGACUACCGCAGCGCGAAGGACGAGAACGAGAUCCACAUCAACGGGUGCAUCAUGGCGCGGAUGGACACGCUGCGCGCGGUGAACAUGUACGACGAGCGCCUGCAGCAGUACGGCUGGGACGACUCCAACCUCUACGAUCGCCUGCGCGAUAGCGGCGCGCAGGAUCUCAACAUCACCCGGCGCAACGCCGCGGGUCACACGUACAUCACGCACGUCUGGCACCCGCACAGCGAGAUGUCGCAGGAUGCGCGAGUGGGCGCGUCGUGCGUUAACCGAUGCGCCGUGAACCGCCUGGAGCGUUACAACCCCUGGAAGAACCAGCAGCGCGCGGAGUACAACGAGAUCGCCGAGGCGCCCCCCAACAUCCCGAGCAGCAUCACCUUCCACUCCUACCGCGGAGGUUCGCUGCCGUCGGUGCUGGACAUUCUCGGAAAGGAGACGGCGGAUCUACUCGCCACGUACUGCAAGAACUCGCAGUACGCUGCGGCGAAGUGCUACGGGUGGAGCGACUGGAGCGACGGUUGGGACUUCAAGGAGGAGCCCGACACGGACAAGGAUGUUCGAUGGGCGACGGAGAAGCUCAAGGCGAUGUGA